Macadamia integrifolia is the source of this 2372-nucleotide messenger RNA. RefSeq names its product heat shock 70 kDa protein-like. Lineage: Eukaryota; Viridiplantae; Streptophyta; Magnoliopsida; Proteales; Proteaceae. Gene Ontology annotation, molecular function: ATP hydrolysis activity; heat shock protein binding; ATP-dependent protein folding chaperone. The record is from RefSeq and is a predicted model, not a curated record. Gene Ontology annotation, cellular component: cytoplasm. The transcript has a single exon. The coding region runs from base 122 to 2101 and encodes 659 amino acids. Gene Ontology annotation, biological process: cellular response to unfolded protein; protein refolding.
AUUAUCUCAGGAAAUCAUCCAAUCACAGUCCGAUUAAGCGCAACCAAAGCUCUCUGUAAAUUAUAUUUCUUUCCUUUGUUUUCUCCUCUGUUCUUUCUUGAUUUGAAUUCAAGCUUCGUUAAUGGAGGCCAAGACUGAAGGAAAGGCCAUUGGUAUCGACUUGGGUACUACUUACAGCUGCGUGGGUGUAUGGCAAAAUGAUCGGGUCGAGAUCAUCGCCAACGAUCAGGGCAACCGAACUACUCCUUCUUAUGUUGCCUUCACAGAUACAGAAAGGUUGAUAGGUGAUGCAGCCAAGAACCAGGUUGCAAUGAACCCCUCCAACACCGUCUUCGAUGCAAAGCGUCUUAUUGGGCGACGAUUCUCAGACCCUUCUGUGCAGAGCGACAUGAAGCUCUGGCCCUUCAAGGUUAUUCCUGGACCUGGUGAUAAGCCCAUGAUCGAGGUGACCUACAAAGGCGAAAAGAAGCAAUUCGCAGCUGAGGAGAUUUCUUCAAUGGUGUUGAUCAAGAUGAAGGAAAUCGCAGAGGCUUAUUUGGGUCACUCUGUGAAGAACGCAGUCAUCACUGUCCCUGCUUACUUCAAUGAUUCGCAGAGGCAGGCCACCAAGGACGCUGGAGCAAUUUCAGGGCUUAAUGUGAUGAGGAUAAUUAAUGAGCCCACUGCAGCUGCGAUUGCUUAUGGAUUGGACAAGAAGGCAUCCAGGUCUGGCGAGCAGAACGUUCUAAUUUUCGAUCUUGGAGGUGGAACCUUUGAUGUAUCUCUGUUAACGAUCGAAGAAGGUAUUUUUGAGGUGAAGGCUACCGCCGGAAACACCCAUCUUGGUGGCGAAGACUUCGAUAACCGCCUCGUCAACCACUUUGCUGCAGAGUUCAAGAGAAAACACAAGAAGGACAUCAGCGGCAACGCCAGGGCUUUGAGGCGGUUAAGGACUGCCUGUGAGAGGGCAAAGCGGACUCUGUCUUCGACAACCCAGACAACCAUUGAAAUUGAUUCUCUCUACGAAGGUAUCGACUUCUAUGCUACCAUUACAAGAGCUCGAUUUGAAGAAUUGAACAUGGAUUUGUUCAGGAAGUGUAUGGAUCCAGUCGAGAAGUGUCUACGAGACUCGAAAAUGGAUAAGAGUCAAGUCCAUGAAGUCGUCCUUGUUGGUGGGUCUACCAGGAUUCCAAAGGUCCAGCAGCUUCUGCAAGAUUUCUUUAAUGGGAAGGAGCUAUGUAAGAGCAUCAACCCAGAUGAGGCUGUCGCGUACGGUGCAGCUGUCCAGGCGGCAAUUUUGAGCGGCGAAGGCAAUCAGAAGGUCCAAGACCUUCUACUGCUUGAUGUUACUCCUCUGAGUUUGGGUAUAGAGACUGCUGGUGGUGUCAUGACCGUUUUGAUUCCAAGGAACACAACAAUCCCAGCAAAGAAAGAACAGAUCUUUUCCACCUAUUCAGACAAUCAACCUGGAGUCUUGAUUCAAGUCUACGAAGGUGAGCGUGCUCAAACCAAGGACAACAACCUCCUCGGAAAAUUUGAGCUCUCAGGCAUUCCUCCGGCUCCAAGAGGUGUUCCACAGAUAAAUGUCUGCUUCGACAUCGACGCGAAUGGAAUUCUAAAUGUGUCUGCAGAAGACAAGACUGCAGGAGUGAAGAACAAGAUCACAAUCACCAAUGACAAGGGUAGGCUCAGCAAGGAUGAGAUUGAGAAGAUGGUGAAGGAGGCAGAGAAAUAUAAAGCAGAAGAUGAGGAAGUGAAAAACAAGGUGGAAGCAAAGAACUCGCUUGAGAACUAUGCUUUUACCAUGAGGAAUACGAUUAAUGAUGAAAAGAUUGGUGGGAAAUUGGAUUCUUCUGAUAAGAAGAAGAUUGAGAAGGCCAUUAAUGAGACAAUUGAGUGGCUUGACAGAAACCAAUUGGCUGAAGUGGAGGAGUUUGAAGACAAAUUGAAGGAGAUGGAGGGUCUCUGCAACCCAAUUAUUUCGAAGAUGUACCAGGGUGGUAGCGGUGACAUGCCUGGAGGAAUGGGUGGUGCUUCUGGUAUGCCUGGAGGAGGCUAUGGUAGGAGCAGCCAAGGUGGGUCUGGUACAGAUGCUGGGCCUAAGAUUGAAGAGGUUGAUUGAAGCGAGUUUGUUGUAAUGAGGCCAAUGGUAGAUGGUGCUCUGUUCUGAAAUUUGGUUCUGUGGUCCAUGAUAGGCCUUUGUGAAUUUUUUUUUUUUAAUUUUAUUUAUGAAAGUAAAAUAUUUAUUAAUUACUGAAUAUAAGAUAGAAUUGUACCCAAAAAAAAAAGAAAAAGUGAAUAUAAGAUAGAAUACCAAUGUCAUGAUUAAUGCUGUGAAUGUAAAACCUAUUGUUCAUAGCUCUUGUUGUUAAAUAUCGUUCAUAAGUUUGAAC